UUGACGGAUAUUCGGGUCAGUUAGUAGCAUAAGGCUACUUUUAUUAAAUAAUAAAAGAGCUGGUUGUUUGGUGCAGGCGGGAGCUAAUAGCUAGCAGGCUAACACUGAGUUGUGGACCUGACACCAAGUUUUGGUCAAAGAUGGCGGAGUUAAUUGACGAGAAGAUCAAGAGUUACAGAACUGCUCCAUUUGAUGCCCGCUUUCCCAACACUAACCAGACACGAAACUGCUUCCAGAACUAUGUUGACUUUCACAGGUGUAAUAAGGCACUGUCAGCAAAAGGACAAGACAUGACCCCAUGUGAAUGGUAUCAGAGGGUCUACAAGAGCCUGUGCCCCAUCAGCUGGGUUGAGAAGUGGGAUGGGCAGGUUCAGGACGGAAGCUUCCCUGGGAAGAUCUGAACGGCCUGAUGCCUUUUUUAAAUAAAAUAAAAAUUACCUCAUUUAUUAAACUUGUUAACUUUGUUUAGCUUAAGUGCAUGAGGGGUGACUGUCAUGACAUCUUGUGACCUUUGACCCACACCAUUCAGUGGUUCACACUGUUCAGUUUGAUCUUUCUGUCUUAAUCACGCUGGUUACAUAAUAAAGAUGCACAGUUACUUA
This is a messenger RNA of Neoarius graeffei (lesser salmon catfish), 602 nucleotides long. RefSeq names its product cytochrome c oxidase subunit 6B1. The transcript is spliced from 4 exons. Bases 141 to 401 code for a protein of 86 amino acids. Gene Ontology annotation, cellular component: respiratory chain complex IV; mitochondrion. NCBI's taxonomy places the organism in Eukaryota, Metazoa, Chordata, Actinopteri, Siluriformes, Ariidae. The record is from RefSeq and is a predicted model, not a curated record.